AUGGAAACGCCAGAGAAUUCUAUCGGAAUUCUAGAAAAUGAUGAGAAAAAUGUAGGAAGAGCUGCAAGGGGGGGCGGGGGAGUGUCAUUUGCUCAAGCACAACAUCUGCGCCGUUUCCAUGACUCAUUCGUCGAUUACCAUCAGCUCCAGGCGGCCGUCAACAUGGGAGACAAAAUCCUAUCUCCCAAAUACACGCGCGUGAAAAUCAACGUUGGCGGUACAGUUUUUGAGACCUACCUUUCCACUCUCACAAAAGUGAAUGAAAGUGUGCUCUCCGCUAUGGUGGCCGAGGAAAUGCAAAAUGGAGACGAACUGUUCAUAGACAGAAAUCCCCUGCUUUUUGCCAAAGUACUGGAUUAUCUACGAGAUGACGAGCGUUUUGUUCCUCCAUCUGACGAUGAUGCCAAAGAAGCACUUCGGAGAGAAGCUGAGUUCUAUAAUCUGCCCGAGCUCGUCAACAAGUGCUUGCCCGAAGAAUUUCGUACUGGUGUUAAAGUAAAAUGGAAGGAAAGCGCUAUCGAAUCGUACUCGAAGGGUUCUCGCCAUAGAGAAGAAGAGCUUCCCGCAUGUGGCGAGCGUGUGCAAAUCAAUGUUGGUGGAACAAUUUUUGAGACAUAUCUUUCUACUCUUACAAGAUUUGAUAAAAGUGUGCUCUCGGUCAUGGUUGCUAGUCGUUGGCGAAACCAGAAAGAAAUUUUUGUGGACAGGAAUCCAAAGCAUUUUGCGAAAGUACUGGAUUAUCUGCGAAGCAGCAAAAAUUUUGCAGCUCCACUGGAUGAUGAAGCUCGGGAAGAGCUUCGAGAAGAGGCUGAAUUCUAUAACCUGCCUGGCCUUGUUGAAAUGUGCUCGCCUGAAGUUUUCCGCGUCGGAGACAGUGUGCAAUGGAAGCAAAGUGUUGUCGAAGAUUUCUGUCAGUCCUUCGCAACGUACUGGCUUUCAAAAGAUCAUGCCUUCAUAUGCCCCCUCUGCGAUGUUCCCCCUGAAAAAUGUAUUGGUAGAACGUAUACCCGUACUGAUUCCUUUUUUGUGAGCUAUGUAUAUUUACUAGAUGUAAAGCAACAUAUGUCAUCGGCUAGAGGUACUAUUCUUUCUCUCGAUGGCACAUUGUGCGAGGUGAAGUGGGAAAUGUGGGUAACUCAUCUUCCACAAUCUGCGCUGCGCCUGGUGAAAAAGUAG
Molecule: messenger RNA, 1176 nt
Organism: Cylicocyclus nassatus
Lineage: Eukaryota; Metazoa; Nematoda; Chromadorea; Rhabditida; Strongylidae
Source: the annotation of a GenBank genome assembly